Ordospora colligata OC4 is the source of this 3747-nucleotide messenger RNA. RefSeq lists its product as uncharacterized. The record is from RefSeq and is a predicted model, not a curated record. The transcript has a single exon. Bases 1 to 3747 code for a protein of 1248 amino acids. Lineage: Eukaryota; Fungi; Microsporidia; Ordosporidae.
AUGUACCUGGAUAAAGCCGAAAUUGAUACUUGUAUUGAAAAGCUCUUGAAGACGUGUGAUGAUACUAAUGUAGCUGCAAUGUGCCACAAGGCAAAGGAUGAGAUCAAAGGGGUUGGAAACGAUGGAAUUAAGCAAUGCAUAAAAGAAAAGUAUUGGAUUGUGAAAAUGAUUGUGAAUGCAAUGUGUUUGAGAAAGCACGCGCCACUUUUUGUUAUUGACUUUGUUUAUACUCUUCUUGUGAAUGAGAUAUUUGUUUAUGAAGAUGUAAAAGAGAUAGUCAGUGCAAUCGGAGAGAGCAGUUGGUGCGAAGCAUCGAAGAUGAAAAUUCUGCAGAUGAGCUAUUAUCUCAUGAGGUAUGAUGAUUUUGGUGGAGAUGUUGCAUUGAGUCUAUUGAAGAGCCUACUUGUGAUGAUAGAGGACAAAAGUAGACAGGUGCAGACAACAGCAAGAUCGAUAGCGAUGCAUUUGAUUGAUUUUAUAUUUAGUAGGAUGCAUUAUAUACCUGAAAGAAAGGUUCAAAGUGAAGGUGAUAUGGGUGUGAAUGAGCAGGCACGUGACGUAGAGCAUACAAAUGAGAUGGAUUAUUCAAAAUCUGAGUUACUUCCAUGUAUUGAAAUGUGUAGAAUGGUGCAAGUGGUUAAUGAUGGAGUGUGUUUUUUGAAGCAUCUUUUGAGUUGUAUUUCAUGCUCUAAGGAGAUGUGUUAUUUUGUUGUUGAUACUCUGUGCAUUAUUACAAUGCGAAAUGAACUUUUUGUGCAUGAAGUGUUUAGGAAUGUGUAUUCAAAUGAUGUAAUGGAUUCGUUGGUGCGAUUGAUAAGGAAGAGAAGCUCAUCGAAGGGUGGAGUUUACAAGGUGAUUGAGGUAUUAGCACAGAGAAACGGAGCAAUCUUUGAGAAAGACAUUCAGAUGUUUUUUUGUGAAGUUGAGAAAGCGUAUGAUGGAUUUGAUGAGCUGGAGCGGGAGAUGUUUCUUGAGUUUUUUGGGAAGAUGGGAGUUUAUCUGGUAGGGAUGAAUGCAAUAACUGUCAGAAGGAUGUUUUUCAGGAUUCUUGGUGAUAUGUCUGUUGAUGAGGCGGGGAGCAGAGAUGUGAUUGCAUCAAUCAAAAGCUCUUUGGAGAUACAGCUUGAAAGACAGACAGAAUUGAAUGGAACACGGUAUAAUCCAUCUACAAAGGUAUUUUUCGAUAAGUUUUCUACACAGCUGCUUGAGAAGCUGGUAGAGGUUGAGCGUGCUCAUGAGGAUUUAAAGGAUUUGCUGUGUUCAGUUGUUGAUUUCUAUGCAGGGGUUGGUGAUAGAGAAAGGCUCGAGAAUUUUUUGAAUGUUGGGAUGAAAUUAGGAUUUUGCAAGGAGAUGAUGCGGUGUGCAAUAGAGAACAGAAAGGGUAUGCAGGAUUCGUGGAGAGUGGUGCUUAAUGGAGGGAAGGAGUAUGCGGGCCAGGUCGUUGAUGCAAUUGGGCGUUUUGAUGCAGAAGAGAUGUUCUAUGUAUUAAAGGGCGUAAGCAUGAUUAAUGAUGUGCAGGAUGAUUCAGAGAAUGCCUGGAGUGGAAAGGAGAAGAUUGAUUUUUUGCACUCUGUGUUCAAUGUGAUGAAGCCUGUGAUUGUUGAGCCUCUGAAUAUAAGGAUGCUUGAGAUGAUUCUGAAUGGGGUUAUUGAAGAGAGUAGUGGAGAAGGGAUGUAUGCCACAAGGAUAUUCAGCCUGAUUGUUAUUGAUUAUGCCAGUGAUUUAGAGGUUCUGAGUGUUGAUAUUGAAGGAGUUAUUUUCGGGAUGGUGGAGAGGAUGUUGAAGAGUUGUGCUGAUGCAGAGAAAAAAGAGGUUUUGGAAAUGUUACUCAAGGUGUUAAGGCUUGUGACACCAGAAGUUGGAUGGGAUGUGAUUGUUGAGUGUGUUAGACAUGGAUGUGUACCUGAGCUUUAUUCAAGUGUGUAUUUGUUGAUUCAAUGGAUGGUUGGGGGAUUUAGUCAUUUGCUAAAUGCCUUGCAUUUUGAAGUGAUUGUUGAGUGCCUGUGCAUGAUGUGCAGUAAUGUUAGUGAGGAGGAGGGUAUAAAACUGAUGUAUGUUCUGCGGGAUGUUGGAGAGUGCCUUGCAGGUAUGAAUCAUAUAGAAAAUGGUGUGAAUAAGGUAUGGAAGAGGUAUGUGGAGAUUCUUAGAGCGGAGCUGAGUGAUUGCAGAGUGAUUAUGCGAGAUACGACAGUUAGGUAUUUGCUUGAUCUUAUGAUGAGUGUGGCGUGGAUGAAUGAUGCCGAUGGGAUUUGGAAUGAAGCGAUAAGUGGAGUGUGUGAGGUUUUUGAAAAGGGAAGGCAUUUGAUUCGAGAAUCUGAUUUAGAUGGAUUGAACACGGUGUGCUUGAUGCUCCGGGAGAGUGGAGGAUGUGUGGAAAUGAUAUGUAAGCAUGAGUGUAUAAGCAGUGUAUUUUUUGAGGUUUUGGUAGAUGGUAUGUGCAGCGAUAAUGAUGAAGUGAGACUGCUGAGCAUGGAAAGAUUUAAGAUGGUUGUAAAGUGUAUUGCUGAUGCUGAAGAAUAUAAGAAAGAGACGGCUGUUGAUCUGAAGAUUUGUAAGAAAGAUACGGAGGUGAAGAGCGGUGGAGUGAGAAUGAGGAUACAGGAGAUAUAUAAGGAUGUUUUGAGAAGGAUUCCGAUUGAUUGCGUAUGUAAUUCUGAGUCUGGAAAUGAAGUGAAUGUGCAGAGCAACGGAGUUGAUAGAGUUGAAUAUGAGGAUAGAUUGACUGAUAGAAGAGUAGCAGAUAUGAAGAGUCUUCCGAUGUGCUUAGAGAUGGUUGAGAUGUUGAGGUAUUUUGUGGUUUGGGAGCAGGAUCUGAAGACGUUAAUGCCUUGUCUUGAAAGAUUUAUUAGUUCAGGAAAUAGGCUAUUACAGGAAAAAGUGAUUGGAAUGAUUGAGAUGCUUGCGAGUGGAGAUGAUUUUGUGGAUGUAAGAUUGGAUGCUUAUAUCUCAUGGAUUACAGAACAGGAUGUAGGGUUGUCUAGGAUGCUGAUUGAAAGGAUAGGCUUAUUACUGGCACGAAGUGGAGAGAGAUAUUCUGAGGUAGUGAUGAGUAUUGCGAAGCAUUGUGAAGAUGAGAAUCUGUGGGAGGAUGUGGUACGAGGAGUGAUGUGUGGAACCAAGAGGAAGAUGAGUAGGAAUCAGUUUAUGUCGUUUGUGAAGAGUAGUAAGAUGAUAUUUGCAAAGGCAUGCAAGAUGAUGAGCGGUGUGCUUGUGGAUGAUGGAGUGAUUGAGGUUAGGAAUGAAGUAAUUGGCAAGAUGAAGAGGAUUGAGAGGAUUGUCUUAGAGUUUCUGAUGUUCUACCACGGAGUGCUUGUGAGCAUUAAGAAGAUGUAUUUUGAGCAGGGAGGAGUUGAGCAGCAACCGUUUGAUGAGGUGACGCUGGUGGAUUUGAAGGAGGGCUAUGGAGUGAUAUUUGAGAUGAUAGGCAUGGAUGCACGUCAAAGGAGGGAGAGUGUGUUAAUUAGGUGUUAUGGGAUUGUGUUUGAUGACAUUGAGGUUGUGUACUCUGAGGUUGUUAGAAGGGUUCGAGAAGUGUUAUGCAAGUACAAUCGGAUUGAAGCGGUGUAUAACGGGUUCUACUCGAUGAUGAUGCAAAGGGAGGUGUAUGAACUACUUAGAGAGAUGGCAAGGCGACGAGAUAAGAGGCUUAUUGAGGAACUAAGGGGAGUGUUAGUCGAUGUGCUGAGGAGCAAAGACUACCAAGUGAUUGAUUAUGUUAGAAAAUGCUUUGAGGUGCUUUUUGAAUAA